This is a messenger RNA of Aspergillus terreus NIH2624, 702 nucleotides long. RefSeq names its product SDR family oxidoreductase. Bases 1 to 702 code for a protein of 233 amino acids. The transcript has 3 exons. The record is from RefSeq and is a predicted model, not a curated record. NCBI's taxonomy places the organism in Eukaryota, Fungi, Ascomycota, Eurotiomycetes, Eurotiales, Aspergillaceae.
AUGGCGCUGGACCAGGGCGCAAAAGUGUUCGGCGUUGAUAUCGCGGCAUCACCCGCGCCGCUGGCCAACCACCCAAACUACAAAUUCCUUAAGGCUGAUCUCUGUGACAAGCAAACACCUAAGGAUGUCGUGCAGGCUUGUGUCAAAAUGUUUGGCGGCCGCAUCGACGGGCUGUUGAAUAUCGCUGGGAUCAUGGAUAGUAACCAGAGCGUUGACAGUGUUUCCGACGAAAUGUGGGACCGCUGUAUUGCGGUCAAUUUGACGGCUCCGAUACGACUGAUGCGGGAGGUAAUUGCUAUCAUGCGGGAGCAGAAGAGCGGUAAUAUCGUGAAUGUGGCCAGCAAAGCAGCAACUAGUGGUGCUGUUUCUGGCGUAGCGUAUACAGCAAGCAAGCAUGGACUGGUGGGAGCGACGAAGAACGUUGCCUGGAGGUUCAAACACGACAAUAUCCGUUGCAAUGCGGUUUGUCCCGGAGGUGUGGUGGGAACGGGAGUCCACAAUGAAAUGGAUAUUCAAAAAUGGGACAAGGAGGCAAUGAAAACAAUGUUUCUCAUUCAUCAAUCGCACUCAUGUGACAAAGACAAAGGGAUUGGGCUUCGCGCAGAAGACAUCGCCCGCCCGCUUCUGUUUCUUGUGUCGGAUAGAAGCAAAGGGAUCAAUGGAGCUAUCCUUCCUAUUGACAAUGCCUGGUCAACCAUCUGA